This is a messenger RNA of Coccidioides immitis RS, 2196 nucleotides long. RefSeq names its product endosomal integral membrane protein. The record is from RefSeq and is a predicted model, not a curated record. Bases 171 to 2129 code for a protein of 652 amino acids. Gene Ontology annotation, cellular component: endosome; fungal-type vacuole membrane. The transcript is spliced from 5 exons. Lineage: Eukaryota; Fungi; Ascomycota; Eurotiomycetes; Onygenales; Onygenaceae. Gene Ontology annotation, biological process: vacuolar transport; protein localization to membrane.
GUCUUCGGUGUUGUGGCAUCUGCUCAUUCUUAUUGCUGGCGAGAUAUGAGUUGACUGCAUCUGUUCUCCGCUCCAUUUGCAUUGACACUCAUGAAUUCGUGACUUCUUCAGCGCUUAUAUAUAACCGUCACAUACAUAGCCACCAGCAAUCGUCUAGGUAAUAUCUCAAAAUGCGGCCCUCGUUUCCAAAUACCCUUCACCUCCUUUCCCCCCUCUUACUCCUCUAUCCACACUUUUCAUCGGCGUUCUAUCUUCCGGGUGUUGCGCCAACCUCCUACGAAGUCGGCCAAAAGGUUCCGCUCCAUGUAAACCGCGUCUCACCAACUGUCUCUGAACACGAUGCUCAACUCCAUUCCAUAAUUUCAUAUGACUACUAUUACUCGGACUUUAUGUUCUGCCGGCCUAAAGACGGGCCAGAGGAUGUCAGAGAAUCACUCGGCAGUAUUAUAUUCGGCGACCGCAUCCAGACAUCUCCGUUUGAGAUCUUCAUGGCCAAGAACGAAACCUGCAAAUUGCUUUGCCCGGAGGUCGUGUUUGACCCGGCGAGCAGUAGUUUCGUCAAUCAGAGAAUAUGGGAUGGGUACAAUGUGAAUUUGCUUAUAGAUGGGCUCCCUGCGGCGCAGCUGAGCGAGGAUCCGCAGACAGACGAGGAGUUCUAUAGCCCUGGAUUCUUCUUGGGCGAGGUUGAUAAAGAUGGGAGCAAGUUGCUGAACAAUCAUUAUGAUAUCUAUGUUGAUUACCAUCGUGCAGCGGCUUUGGGCAAGACAGAGCAGUACCGCGUCGUUGGCGUCUUAGUGAACCCUUCCUCGCGAAAGCCAUCAAAGGUCCUGAAUGAUGAUAAAAAAGCUGAAUGCUCACCGAACGGACCUCCGGUUUCUCUCAGUGAAGACGAAGACACGACCGUCGCUUGGACUUAUAGUGUCAUCUGGAGGGAAUCCCCGACAGCCUGGGCCACGCGCUGGGAUAAGUACCUGCACGUCUAUGAUCCCAGCGUGCAUUGGUACUCGCUCAUUUACUCCGCGGUUUUUGUCAUCCUGCUAGUGGCCCUAGUUAGCACGAUCUUACUCCGAGCACUACGAAAAGAUAUCGCGAGGUACAACAGGCUCAACAUGAUCAACCUGGACGACUUGGAUGGAAAUCCGGCUUCCGUCGAAGAUGGAAUUCAGGAAGAUUCUGGUUGGAAGCUCGUGCACGGUGACGUAUUCCGUUGCCCGAAACAGCCAUUACUGCUGAGCGUAUUCUUGGGAAAUGGCGCCCAGCUCUUCAUGAUGACUGGCCUGACAGUUCUCUUUGCCUUGUUCGGUCUUCUCUCUCCGUCGAACAGAGGGUUUUUGGGAACAGUCAUCCUGAUACUCUAUACUUUCCUCGGCUCUAUCGGCGGCUACGUUUCAGCCAGAGCUUAUAAGUCGUUUGGAGGUGAAGCUUGGAAGCAACUCAUCAUUGCAACGCCUCUCGUGUUACCGGCUAUUGUGUUUUCGGUGUUCUUUUUCCUAAACUUCAUCCUCUGGAUUAAAGGGGCCAGUGGCGCUGUGCCUUUCACCACCAUGGUAGUUAUAGUUUUGAUAUGGUUUAUUAUCAGCGUGCCUCUCAGCGUGGCAGGCAGCUGGAUCGGGUUCAAACAACCGGCUCUCGAAGGGCCGACGAAAACAAAUCAGAUCCCCCGUCAGAUCCCUCCAGCGGUUGGUUCGCUCCGACUGAUCCCGUCUACUUUGAUUGCCGGCUUACUUCCCUUUGCGGCUAUCUUUGUUGAGUUGUACUUCAUCAUGAAUUCGCUCUGGACCGGUAAAAUCUACUAUAUGUUUGGCUUUCUCUUCCUUUGCUACGGUUUGAUGAUCAUGAUGUCCGCCAUGACCACUAUACUCCUAGUAUAUUUCCUUCUCUGUGCUGAGGACUACCGGUGGCAAUGGAGAUCGUUCAUCGGCGCCGGCAUGACGGGCGGGUAUGUUUUCAUUAACGCCCUUAUCUUUUGGGUAACACGGGUUAGCUUUGGCGGAAUCACUGGCGCCAUCCUUUAUUUGGGAUAUUCGGCAUUGUUAGCAUUCUUAGCUUUCAUUCUGACUGGCUCGAUCGGAUUUUUCGCCUCCUGGGCGUUUAUUCACCGUAUAUAUAGAUCUAUCAAGGUAGACUGAACCAACUAUUGUGCAAUUGGCAGAUAAAAAUAAUUAUCACUUGCCAGCUUGCCUGUGGAGGAUUGAA